This is a messenger RNA of Diaporthe batatas, 3069 nucleotides long. Its product is annotated as translation initiation factor eIF3 core subunit b. Lineage: Eukaryota; Fungi; Ascomycota; Sordariomycetes; Diaporthales; Diaporthaceae. Gene Ontology annotation, cellular component: eukaryotic translation initiation factor 3 complex. Bases 502 to 2739 code for a protein of 745 amino acids. Gene Ontology annotation, molecular function: translation initiation factor binding; RNA binding; translation initiation factor activity. The transcript has 3 exons. The record is from RefSeq and is a predicted model, not a curated record. Gene Ontology annotation, biological process: translational initiation.
UGCACAGUAGGCACUAGGCAGCACAGGCCACAGGCAGAGAGGCACAGGGGCACUAGCACUACGGAGUACCUGGCAACUGGGAGUCAGAGGCUAGCCGUGCACACACCGUGUUCCAUUUUUACACCACCUAGACUACACAGUAUCCCUCCCCACCUCGACCUGGCCCCAAAACUCCAUCGCGGGAAAAUUCAUCAGCCGUUGCGACAACCCAAAGCCAACUGGUGUUUGACAGCUGCUCCAGUCUUCCAGCCCCGUCACCGUCAGCACCGAAGCCUUGCUCGCCUCCGACUGCAUCGCUUGGCCAGCUCUUGGACAACAACACGUCGCAUUUUUCGGCGUCGAAUACGAAAGGACUUCUUUGUCAAGGCACUUGAAGCUCCUCCCAGACCACGGUCUGCCUCUACCGCACAGCCUCCACGACGGCGUCAAUAACAGAACAGUACCAACAAAUAGGUCUACUGCAAGUAACAAACAACCACCAUCGAUAUUCAACCGCCCAGCAUGGCGUCCACUUUCGAGCAUCUGCGCGAGGCCGACCUCGAUGACGACGAGUACGAUGAGGAAGAAAUCGACAUCUCCGACCUGCGCGAGAAGUAUGAGGUCCAGCUCGACCAGGGCUACGACCACUUUGUCGUCAUCGACGGCCUGCCCGUCGUCAAUGAGGCCCAAAAGCCCAAGCUCGUCAAAUUCUUGCUCAAGAAGCUGAACUCGGUCGGCAAGACCCGGGAGGAUCAGAUCUACAUGCCCAUCGGCGAGAGCGGAAACUCUGAGAGGUUUGCCUUUGUCGAAUACUCCUCGGCCGCCGAGGCUGCUGCAGCCGUCCGACAGCUGGACCUGGUCCCCCUCGACAAGAAGCACACCCUCCGCGUCAACAAGCUGACAGACAUCGAGCGAUUCGGCCGAGAGGGAAGGAUAGAGGAGGAGUAUAAGGAGCCCCACAUCGAGCCUUUCCAGGAGCACGAGCAUCUGCGAUCCUUCCUGGCAGACCCUUCCGGCCGUGGCCGUGACCAGUUCGCCAUGUACCGUGGCGACACUGUCGGCAUUUUCUGGAACAACGACAAGGACGCCCCCGAGAACAUCGUGGACCGACAGUUCUGGACCGAGACCUUCGUGCAGUGGUCUCCCCUCGGUACUUACCUGACCUCGAUUCACGCGCUUGGUGUCCAGCUCUGGGGAGGUCCCAGCUGGGCCAGGCUGCGCAGGUUCGGCCAUCCUUACGUCAACCUAGUGGCCUACUCCCCUAACGAGAACUACCUUGUCACCUGGUCUGCACGGCCCAUCGCUCUUGGCGACGGCGAACACCCGACGCUGACGCGCGACGACGAAGGCAAGAACUACGUGAUCUGGGACAUCGCUACCGGCAAACCCCUCCGUUCCUUCGCCAACCUUGACACCCCUGAUGAGGGCCCCGGCAAGGCUCCGAAGUUCCCCUGGCCCGCGUUCAAGUGGUCGGCGGACGACAAGUAUGUCGCUCGUCUGAUCCCAGGACAGUCCAUCUCGGUCUACACCCUGCCCAGCAUGGGUCUCUUGGAUAAGACGACCGUCAAGAUUGAGGGAGUCAAGGACUUCGACUGGGCCCCCGCCACCCCCAAGCGUGAAGGCGUCAAGAACUACGAGCAGCUUUUCUGCUAUUGGACUCCUGAGAUCGGCAGCAGCCCGGCCAAGGUCGGCCUCAUGAGCAUUCCCUCGAAGCAGGUCGUUCGUUCCUUGAACCUGUUCAGCGUCUCCGACGCCAAGCUGCACUGGCAGUCCGAGGCGGCCUACAUCUGCGUCAAGGUCGACAGGCACUCCAAGUCCAAGAAGUCUCAGGCUACUACCCUCGAGAUCUUCCGUGUUAAGGAAAAAGGUGUGCCAGUCGAGGUUGUCGACACUGUCAAGGAGACCGUGGUGAACUUCGCUUGGGAGCCCAAGGGCGACCGAUUCGUCAUUAUCACAGCCCCAGAGGCACCAGGAGCUACUGCCGUCGCCCCCAAGACCUCCGUGUCCUUCUUCUGCCCCGAAAAGGCCAAGGGUAACGCCGUUGGCAACUUCAAGCAUCUUCGCACCCUGGAGAAGAAGAACAGCAACGCCAUCUACUGGUCACCACGAGGCCGUUUCGUCGUCGUUGCUAGCGUUGCCAGCCAACAAAGCUCGGAACUCGAGUUCUUCGACCUUGACUUCGAGGGCGAGAAGCCAGAGUCUGACAAGGACCUGACGGCUAACCUCCAGCUCAUGAACACUGGUGAUCACUACGGUGUGACUGAUAUCGAGUGGGAUCCAUCUGGACGUUUCGUCGCCUCGUGGGCGUCGUCAUGGAAGCAUUCUAUGGAAAACGGCUACCAUAUCUACGAUUUCAGGGGAGAGACUCUCCGAGAGGAGCCCGUUGAUAAGUUCAAGCAGUGGUCAUGGCGCCCACGGCCUCCUACCCUGCUCACCAAGGAGGAACAGAAGCAGAUCCGCAAGAACCUCCGUGACUACUCGCGCGUCUUCGAGGAGGAGGAUGCUCAGCGCAUCACAGGUGCCAACCAGGAGGUCGUCGAGAGGAGGCGGCAGAUGCUGGAGGACUGGUUCUACUUCCGCGAGUCGAUCGAGGCCGAGGUUCGCGAGGAGCGCGAGGACCUCGGUGUGCCCGCCGACCCUGGUGCGGAGCUCAUCAAGCAGAAGAUGGCAGCGGAGGCGAUCGACGGCGAGAAGGAGGAGGUCAUCGAGGAGAUCGUCGAGGAAGUGCUCGAGGAGAGCGAGGAGGUCGUCUCUACCUAAGAAGGUCCCUCUGGGCGCCUGAGUACGUGUCGGAAGAGGGCCGCAGCCAUCUGGACAGAGCGACUGUCUCCCCUUUCUUGGACAGAUACAAGGGCAUCACGGAGCUGUUCGCUAGCGACAUUUACGCAUUUCAAAAGUUUGCCACUGGUGGCGUGGUUUACGCAGCGAGAAAUCUGGCGGGGAGGGUCCGAUAAUGCAAAAGAGGAGGCCGCAUGGUGUUUGCGAAAUAGAUGGGUGUGCCGGCGAACAAAAUCGGGGACGGCUGUGGAGCGUAGAAGGUGCAGUCGCAUAUUCAAUAUACCGCAGUUACAAAUUUACUUUUACCUUGAG